This is a messenger RNA of Stegodyphus dumicola, 816 nucleotides long. RefSeq lists its product as uncharacterized. Lineage: Eukaryota; Metazoa; Arthropoda; Arachnida; Araneae; Eresidae. The record is from RefSeq and is a predicted model, not a curated record.
AUGCUGCCCUCUGAAAAUCCAUCCAGCAGCCAAAGGCAUUAUGCCGGAAUAAGCAUAUUUACCAAUCCAACUACGGCCCACCGUCCAGCACAGAUUAUUAUCUUCACUGACGGGUCGAAAAUAGACGAAAACGUGGGAAGUGCCUAUGUGGUCAUGCUGCAAGAUACAGUCAUAGAUCAAUGGAAGGGUCAACUAAGGCAAUUUAAUAGCGUUUUUCAGGGAGAAGCAGUGGCAAUUGCGCAAGCAAUCCGCUACCUGCAAUCCCACCACUCCCGCAACGCUACAAUAAAGACAGACAGUCUUUCUUCGCUAUACGCAAUAGGAAACCCUGACCACCACUCCGAUAUUAUUCAGGGAAUACAGGAAGAUCUGCGAAAAAAUUCCCAACUCCAUACAAGACUUGAAUGGAUCAAAGUGCAUGCUGGCCACCACGGCAAUGAAUUGGCUGACCAUCUAGCCAAAGAAGCUGCCACAGGAGCAACAUCUCAACAAAUCAACUUCCCAUGGCCAGUGUCUUACCUGAAAAGAACAUUGCGCUUAAAGGCAAUCGGGAAAUGGCAGCAGACAUGGGAUAACAGCAAUACCGGCCGACGGACUUAUUACCAUGUCAGCUACGUGGACACUACCAAAAAUUUUGCAACCAUGCAAUUGGUAAGAUACAUUACGGGUCACGGACCAUUUCCCGAGUACUUUAACAAACGCGGGAUAAGUAACACUAGUCAGUGCGUCUGUGGACAGACCGGCUCUCCGGAGCAUUAUCUCACCUCCUGUCCCCUUACAGAAGGGCUACACAUCAACCUUCCGUCGACCAAUUGA